CUCAGCUGGGCACCGUCGUUCAAGCCCGCGGAACGCCCCGCGGAACGCGCGGUGAACAUUUCCUUGAUGAGAUACAUAGACUGACGCCGAAUAGCUUUGGUAUAAAGUGAGAGACAGAGUCGCCGAAGAGUCGUUUACCAAACGUCUUGGAGAAUCACUCCUCGUCUCCGUCCAACCCAUACGGACCCGAAAUAGACACAAUGCGAGCCUCAUCCGCUUUCCUCGUCUCAACACUCGCCACGGUCAUAAUGGCAAAGGACUGCGCCUACUUCUGGACAUACCCGAGCGGCACGUGGGACAAGUGGGCAAUGGGCCGUCUCGACGAGGCCAUUGGCAUCUGCGCCGAGGAUAUUGGCGGCCGGGUGUACUACCUCGACCAAAAUGUGCAGAACGGCAACAACCCGGCGAACCGGUGUACUAUUUGCCGCGACGCGAGAAGCGGCACCAAGGACUACAAUAUUGAUAAUGACUACUUUCGGAUCCGGUGCGGCACGUAUGCAGAGGGAAGUUGUAAUGCCUGAGGGCUUGGAGAUCUUUCUGCCUGAAGUAUUUGGAAAGCAUUGCUAGGUUGCGAGCAUGGCAUAUGAACAUGGGAGAAGAGCUUGACGGUUGAUGGUGUGAGGCUCAAGUUAUAAUCGCAAAGAAUAACCAUAUAGCCGGGGCCAUCCGUGAGGCAUGGCAUGGAGGAGCAAUGUGCGCAUCUCAAUUACGAGAUACGAUUCUUUAUGUUAGUGUCACUACAAAUCAACUGUGUCCGAGAUGUAACGGGGAUUACGAGGGCGCUUUGAGAAGUCUCAG
Colletotrichum godetiae is the source of this 798-nucleotide messenger RNA. RefSeq lists its product as uncharacterized. Bases 201 to 521 code for a protein of 106 amino acids. Lineage: Eukaryota; Fungi; Ascomycota; Sordariomycetes; Glomerellales; Glomerellaceae. The transcript is spliced from 2 exons. The record is from RefSeq and is a predicted model, not a curated record.